AUGUCUCAUAAAACAUUCCCGAGUACCUUUCCACCACAGUUGGACGUGACCAAAUGCUCGACCACUACUGCCCUUGUUACCUCAACUCCGUUUAACCACAGUUUGUUGAACGGCCUUUAUGAAAUGCCCGAAACCAGCAGAAAGAGUGGAUCGCCUACUUUUAGGAGCAAGAUCUGUGCGAAAACCCCAAACAACAACUUGGUCACUGCCCUCCACCCCAAAUUGAAAUCUAUUUAUGAUUACCUCGUUUAUGCCAUGAAGUCCCACUCGAAGAAUAACUGCUUCGCCUCUAAGAGCUCCCCAGAAGGGUCUUAUGCGUUCAAGACCUGUGCCGAGGUCUCAAAAGUCAUUGACGACUUUGGAUCGGGCUUGCAAGAUAAGGAUGAUGUUAUCCUCAGCAUGUUUGUUCCAAAUUGCUAUGAGUGGUUUAUUACCGACUUGAGCUGUAUCGCCUAUUCCAUUAUCAGCACAUCUCUCUAUGAAGCCUUCAGCCGAAGCCAUAUUGAGUAUAUUUUAGUCGUGACAAAAUCUCCUAUCAUGGUUUUGUCUCAUGAUAAGCUUUCAACCAUCUUGACUAUCAUGUACGAGCGUAAGUUCACGUUCUUGAAGUGCUUAAUCAUUAAGACCUCACUUGGGUUGGAAAAUUUACAGCUUUUGGUCUCUGGAUCAGCUCAUAUUUUGCCGGAUACCAUAAGUAAAUUGCGAUCCAUGCUCAACGCUGAUUUUGUUCAAGGGUAUGGCUUGGCCGAGUCGUUUUCGGCCAUAACUAUCGGUUUUAACGAGGAUGAGUACCAGCCGGUAACUUCAGGUUACAUUUGUUGUACCACUGAGUUAAAGCUAGAUGAUUGGCCUAAUAUCGGGUUUACGUGGACGAAGAACCGAUCUGGUGAGAUUCUCCUCCGCGGCCCCCAGAUUGCCCAGGAAUACUACAAAGACCCUCUCAGGACCCAGGAAAACUACGAUGCCGAGGGGUGGCUCCAUACGGAUGGGGGAAAGAACUCCAUUGAUGAGGCACUCACCGUUGUGUCUCCAUUUGACCGCGAAUUGUUGAAUGGGCUUUUUGAAGUGCCAAAGACACAGUCUAAAAUUGGAUCCCCCACCUUUCGCAAUAAGCUCUGUGCAAACACCCCCAACCAUCAUCUCGUCACAACCCUCCAUCCAAAAUUGACAUCCCUUUACGACUAUUUCCAGUAUGCCUCUAGGCGAUACUCUAGGAACAGGUGCUUUGCGUUCAAGGAUUCAGCUACUGGCCCAUAUGGUUUCAAGACGUAUGCGGAGGUGGCAAAGAUUCGCGAUGAGUUCGGCUCGGGUUUAGUACACUUAAUCAAGCAAAAAUUGUUGGUCAGAAACCACCAGCUUAAAAUGAACCGAGAAGAUGAGUUUAUCUUGACGAUUUUUGUCCCCAACUCGUACGAAUGGUUCAUCACCGACUUGAGUUGUAUCUCCUAUGCCAUCACUAACUCCUCGCUCUACGACACUUUAAGUAGAAGCCACAUUGAGUACAUUUUGUGUUUGACCAAAUCUCCUGUAAUGGUUUUGUCCCAUGAUAAUGUUCUUAGCAUUUUAACCGUGAUCAACGAGAGCAAGGCUGCUUUCAUGAAGUGCUUGAUCGUUACGGACCGAAAGUCGAUCGAGGAAUGUUCCUCCUUAAUCCUCCUGUUAGCCAAAGAUUUGGGUAUCACACUUUAUACUUUUAGCGACAUCUGUCGUCGGGGGGCCUCGCAGCCUUUAAAUCACAUCGUGCCACGGACAAACGAACUCUACACCAUCUCUUUCACCUCUGGAUCAGUGGGGAAUCCAAAAGGGGUAGUAUUGACGCAUCAAAAUGCCAUCUCAGCGUUGGUAUGUAUAUUCUCCGCGGCCAAGAAGCCAGUCUCUAGGGGGGUACAUUGGGAGAGUUCUCGGGCGUUGUGUGUCUUGCCAUUGUCCCACGUUUAUCAACGGAUUAUUUGUUUCUUUGAGCUAUGCGUUGGGGCCACCAUCUAUUUUCCAUUCAAUCAGGGAGAUUCUCGACAGAUCAUGAUCGACAUGUAUGAUGUGAAGCCGACGCAUUUGAUUGGGGUUCCUCGUCUUUUUAACAGAGUGGAGGCGGGGAUCGCUGCUAGUAUCCGUUCUAAGGGGUGGGUAACACGGCUAAUCCAUAAAAGGGCAAUCGAGUAUAAGAAGGAUAUGUUCCUCAUGGGUGAACCGAUCACAAAUCAUUGGCUCUACGAUAAGGCGUUUACUCAGAAGAUCAGGGCCUCUCUCGGGUUAGAACACUUGGAGCUCUUGGUCACUGGAUCUGCCUUAAUUUUACCUGACACGAUCAGAAAAUUGAGGUCCUUACUCAAUGUCGGGUUUCUUCAAGGCUACGGAUUAACCGAGUCGUUCGCCUCCGUCACUAUCGCUUUUAACGGGGAUGAGUUAAAUCCGGUGACAUCCGGGUUUAUGUCAUGCACCACUGAGUUUAAGUUAAAGGAUUGUGAUGAAAUUGGCUUUACAUGGGCGAAAAACCGAUCCGGUCGGAUUUUCCUUCGUGGCCCGCAGGUAGCUCAAGACUAUUACAAGAACCCCAUCAAAACCCAGGAGAAUUACGACAUAGAAGGCUGGUUUGACACAGGAGACCUUGGUCAUCUUGAUAAAGAGGGACGGAUGCAAAUUGUCGACAGAGUAGAGAAUAUUAUUACUCUCUCACUGGGGUACUACGUUUCCCCCGAAGAAGUUGAAAAUAUCUACUUACAAUCCUGUCUGCCUUUGCUUACCCAGAUGUAUGUCUAUGGUGAAUCCAGCCGGUCAUUUUUAGUGGGAGUGCUUGUUCUCAACGAGAAUGAAUGCUUGAAUUUGCUCCAAGAAGGUUUCGUCCAAUCCUCAAAAUCCAUUAAUUAUAUGGAUGAGACUAACCUGAAGAGGCUUAACCUGGAUGUAAGGUUGAAGAGAUUCAUUUUAGCUCAUAUUAAUGGAAAGGUCGUCGCAUCCAGGUUAGCAAAAGGUUUUCAGCAAGUGAAGAAUAUCCACUUAUACUUCAACAAUGACAAUAGUGCAAUUUACCGCAGAAAUCAAAUGGAGAACAAUGGGUUCACCGUAAAAAAUGGUUUGCUAACCCCGACGCUAAAGAUUAGAAGACAGGAUGCCAAGAUAUUCUUCAAAAAUUCGCUCAAAAAGAUGUAUAACGAAGGUGAUAUUUCUUGAUGAGACAUAUGACCCCCCCAAAUUAUAAGGUCAACCUAGUAUGCAAUAUGAAAUACAUACGAAGCCUUGUUUUAGUGUGGUUAGGGUAGGAAUUGGCACGAAAAAGAGGAAUACCCCUAAUCGUUGAUGGGGGAGGCUGUCAUGUCAAGGUAUUCAAAAGUGACUACGAU
Molecule: messenger RNA, 3338 nt
Organism: Babjeviella inositovora NRRL Y-12698
Lineage: Eukaryota; Fungi; Ascomycota; Pichiomycetes; Serinales
Exons: 4
Coding region: 1-3168 (1055 amino acids)
Biological process (GO): long-chain fatty acid metabolic process
Cellular component (GO): membrane; endoplasmic reticulum
Molecular function (GO): long-chain fatty acid-CoA ligase activity
Source: RefSeq, a predicted model, not a curated record